Messenger RNA from Aureobasidium pullulans EXF-150, 1035 nucleotides. RefSeq lists its product as uncharacterized. Gene Ontology annotation, biological process: rRNA processing. Lineage: Eukaryota; Fungi; Ascomycota; Dothideomycetes; Dothideales; Saccotheciaceae. The coding region runs from base 1 to 1035 and encodes 344 amino acids. The transcript has a single exon. Gene Ontology annotation, cellular component: nucleus. The record is from RefSeq and is a predicted model, not a curated record.
AUGGGAUCCAGCGCAAAAAAGAAGAGAGAAAAGAAGCAAGACUUCCAAAAGACCAAGCUCAAAGUCGGCAAGACAAAGGCCAAAGCCGCAAACUUUACCGACACCAGUUUCAAGGCCAAGUCGAUUGUCCUCAACCAGCAGUCGCUGACUGCGGCCGCGCCUUCCAUCGACCAGCAAUUCACACACCAGCUGUCGCUCUGCAGCUCAAAGACCGACUCGCAACGUCGCGAUGCCAUCAACUACCUCACCAACACAGUCGCCGAGCGACCGAACAACCUGCCCCUACCCGUGGCCACCAUCCUCCCCAAGAUUCAACCUCUGAUCCUCGACGCCUCCAACUCGGUGCGCGCCGCACUAACGAAACUGCUACGCGCAUUACCUCCCGCUCACAUCGCUACCCAUGUCGACCACAUUCUCCUCUACGUGCGCGCAGGAAUGACCCAUCUCGCUGCCGAAAUCCGCACCUCCUCCCUCGAUGUCCUAGAAUGGCUGCUCCAAACUGCUGGUCAAGAACUCGUCUCCUGCGCAGGCGGCUGGCUAAAAACCUUACAAUGCUUCUUGACAUUACUGGGCUGGCAAUCAAGCAAACAAGAACAAGCAGCCGGAAACUGGUCAUCUGAGCGCGCUGUAAGCUUUGGGAAACCGGGCUCUGCGGCCUCGAAAUUGUUGAUCAAGCAAUUGAAUGUUUUGACCAUGUUUCUGAGGGCUGGUUUCACGGAUGCGACUAGUGCUGAGGAUGCUGGACCGGCGAAUGCUUCUUGUUUCCCGCUGUGCAGUACGGAGCAUCAAGUUCUCUAUGCACGCUCGAACCCCUUCCGCGGUCUCAAUCUUUUUGGAGCACCCAAGGAUGCAGAAAACGCCAUGUACGACGAUGCCGAGGCGAGGAAGAGAUCGUUCGACGAUGUCGCUGUCCGUGCUGUUGCUCGUGGCAUUCAAGCCGCAAAGCAGGAAGGAGGUGAAAUCGGCAGGGCUGCUUCUGGAUUGGAGAAGGCUCUCGUCGACGGUAUGGGCGAGUUCCACAGAGAUGUGGAGUAG